Molecule: messenger RNA, 987 nt
Organism: Trichomycterus rosablanca
Lineage: Eukaryota; Metazoa; Chordata; Actinopteri; Siluriformes; Trichomycteridae
Product: H-2 class II histocompatibility antigen, I-E beta chain-like
Exons: 5
Biological process (GO): antigen processing and presentation; immune response
Cellular component (GO): MHC class II protein complex; membrane
Source: RefSeq, a predicted model, not a curated record
UUGUCCAUUUGUUUUUCUUUAGAUGGAGAUAACCUUGUACUCCAUUCACGUUGCAUAUACAGCUCAGACUAUAAACAUGACAUGCUCCACCUAGAGGUUUACACUUAUGACAAAAUGAAGUUUCUUCAGUACAACAGCACUCUUGGAAAGUAUGAGGGAUACACUGACUUUGGCAUCAAAAAUGCUAAUUAUCUUAACAAUAACACUGCAGUAAUGCAAAACUUAAAAGCUGACAUGGAAAAAUUUUGUAAGGUAAAUGCUGGAAAUUACUACAAUGAUGUUUAUACUAAAACAGUUACGCCAAAGAUUGAAGUGAAAUUACUGAAGAAGUCAGAUGGUUCCCAUCCAGCAAUACUGAUGUGCAGUGCUUACAGCUUUUACCCUCCGAAUAUUGAGGUGACCUGGUUGAGAGACGGUAAAGUGAUUAAAGGUGGGGUGACCUCCACUGAGGAGAUGCCUGAUGGAGACUGGUACUACCAGAUCCACUCUCACCUGGAGUACAUGCCUCAAUCUGGAGAGGAAAUCACCUGUGUGGUACAGCAUGCCAGCUCCUCAAAACCCUUGACCAAACAUUGGGAUCCCUCUGUUACUGAGCCUGACAGGGGUAAGAUCGCUAUCGGAGCUUCAGGUCUGGUGUUGGGGAUCAUCCUAUCAGCUGCUGGAUUCAUCUACUAUAAGAAGAAAUCAUCAGGACGGAUCUUGGUGCCAUCCUAAAUGCCAGUAAAUCCUACUGUUUCUGAGAUGCCGGCAAGUGUGUGGAGGCAAAAUGUGUGUGAAGGUUUACUUGAGUUUUUAAUUAAUAUUUAAAAGCUGUUUUAUAUCUAUAUGUAAAUUAUAAAUGAAACAAUUGGUGCAUGCUGUUACUUUGUAAGAUAUCGAUGAAACAGAAGUUUGAUUGAAUGAUUUAUCAUUAUUUAUAAAUGUUUUAUCACAUUGGCUUUCUAAAAACAGACACUACAUUUUAUUUACCUUAAUGUACUGCCUUCU